Messenger RNA from Acanthoscelides obtectus, 372 nucleotides. The record is from the annotation of a GenBank genome assembly. NCBI's taxonomy places the organism in Eukaryota, Metazoa, Arthropoda, Insecta, Coleoptera, Chrysomelidae.
AUGGCGCGACCAACUCGCUCAAAUCAGGCUCCUCUCCAUACCAGAAUAUCCACAGUUCCUUCGCGGCGGCCAAACUCAACGGGGGCGGUUGAUGGUGGUGCUGUUGCUGCGGGGGCGGCGGCAUGCCCGCCCCCAGAUCGUACACGUCCUGCGCUGGCUGCGAGGCGGUACCGUUACGGGUGGGCGUCGACGCCCGCCUCCACACGCACAGGAUGUCCGCGGCGAGGCAGCGCGCGUAGCUGCGCAGGACCGGAUCCUCCAGCGGUUCCGACGACGGGCAGUGGUAUCCGCCUGCGAGAUGAAAGCGAUACACAUUACUUAUAAUUUCACUGAUGUGGUAGUUAAGAAGAAUCAUUUAUUUUAUACGGGUAA